UCAAACCGAGUCCUCAUUCCUGUGCUGCUGCUGCUGCUGCUGCUGCUACUGCUGCUCGUUCGAGGGAUGAACUUUUCGUUCAGUGGCGCUGGAUUUCUGGGCGCGUACCAUCUCGGCGUCGCGCAAUGCCUGGUGAACAAGCUUGGUCGCGAGACGUUGCGACGCUCGCAGUUCAUUGGGACGUCAGCCGGAGCGCUCACCGCCGCCGUGCUCGCAACCGAAGCGGACAUUGACCAGUGUAUGGUGCAGACCACCCGCUUGGCAAAAUACUGGGCAAACCAUCCCGUAACAAGGCUUCUGACGGGACAAGUGCUGACAAACGUCGUGUCGAUUGUGCUGAAUGCGCCAGCAGAUAUGCUAACUGCAACUGCGGGUGUUGCCAUGCCGUCCCCUGCUCAAGUGGCAGCAACAACUCCCAUCCAAGAUCCCGAUACCGACGCGCCAUUCAUCCAAGAGGUCGAGCGAAGCCUGCGAGCAGUACUUCCACUCGACGCGCUGGAGCGUAUGGCGUUCCAAACCCCGCGAUCGACGCUGGCGGCCACAGCAGCAUCAACAGCAACCCCAAGUCGAGCCUCGCCUUCUCGAGUCACUGUGGUUGUGACGCGAGCUGUGCCCGUGCCGCUGGCUCGUCGCUUUAGCCAAUUCACGUCCUACGACGACUUGAUUGCAGCAUUGCUCUGCUCCUCGUUCAUUCCCGGUUAUUGUGGACGUGUUCCGCCAUUGUUUCGAGGAGCCAACAAAUACAUUGAUGGCGGUUUGACUGACAAUUGGCCUCAGUUUCGUCCCGAUGAGCUGAUCGCGCCCGUGCCCGAGCUGCCUGGACCUACUCUCCCGGCUCGAACGAUUAAAGUGUCGCCGUUUCUUGGAACGUUUGACAUAUGUCCCCCGCCUGAUGAUUCCGUUCCGUACAUGUUGGCUCCCGUGCUUCCGUGGACAAACAGCGACAAGGUCCAAGUGGCUCCCGCGAAUAUGAGAGCCAUCUACGACGCUCUGUUGCCACGCGAUCCAAAACUCAUCCCAAUGUACUUUCAAAAUGGCUACGACGACGCGACUCGCGCCCUGCGGCAGCUUCGGUUGUGCGAAGCAGGCUGA
Capsaspora owczarzaki ATCC 30864 is the source of this 1092-nucleotide messenger RNA. RefSeq lists its product as hypothetical. Gene Ontology annotation, cellular component: membrane; cytoplasm; lipid droplet. Gene Ontology annotation, biological process: triglyceride catabolic process; lipid homeostasis. NCBI's taxonomy places the organism in Eukaryota, Filasterea, Ministeriida, Capsasporidae. The transcript is spliced from 4 exons. Bases 67 to 1092 code for a protein of 341 amino acids. Gene Ontology annotation, molecular function: triacylglycerol lipase activity. The record is from RefSeq and is a predicted model, not a curated record.